GCGAUGGGUCGCAAGAAGAAGAAGAAGCUGAAACCGUGGUGCUGGUAUUGUAACAGAGAUUUUGAUGAUGAGAAGAUCCUUAUACAUCACCAAAAAGUAAAGCAUUUUAAAUGCCAUAUAUGUCAUAAGAAACUGUACACAGGAUAUGGCUUAUCUAUUCAUUGCAUGCAGGUGCAUAAAGAAACCAUAGUCACUGUACCAAAUGCAAUACCUGGGAGAAAAUACAUAGAUUUGGAAAUUUAUGGCAUGGAAGGUAUUCCCAAAGAAGAUAUGGAUGAAAGACGGCGACUUCUUGAACAGAAAACACAAGAGAGUCAAAAGACAAAGCAACAAGAUGAUUCUGAUGAAUAUGAUGAUGACAAAUCUGCAGGCUCAACUUCCUUUCAGCCACAGCCUGUUCAACCUCAGCAAGAUUAUGUCCCACCAAUGGCUGAGCCAGAACUCCAUCCAGUUCAAGGGCCACCAGGAAGAUCUCCAGGCAUACCUCCAUUGGUGCCAGGUGUUCUUCCCUUAAUGCCAGGCAUGCCUCCAGUUUUGCCAGGCAUGCUACCUGGGUUGCAUCAUCAGAUAAAAUACAUAAUGAUGCCAAUGGGUGAAAUGAUGCUACCUGGACCUGGAAUACCACCUCUGAUGCCUGAUAUGCCACCAGGUAUGCCCCCCCAGCCUGUUCCAUGUCCUGGAAUUCCUUCAAUGACUCAAGCACAGGCUGUUUCAGCACCUGGUAUUCUCAAUAGACCACAUGCACCAACAACAGCAGUACCUGCUCCACAGCCUCCAGUAACUAAGCCUCUUUUCCACAGUGCUGGUCAGGCUCAGGCAGCUGCCCAAGGACCUGCUGGUACAGGUUUCAAACUCUUAAAUAGUACUCUGGCAACAACUACAGAUCCCCCAGAGCCUACAUUCCCUGCUUAUACACAGGCUACAGCUUCAACCACUAAUACAACAAACAGUAUUGCAGCAAAACCAGCAGCUUCAAUAACUAGCAAGCCUCUUAUAGUUACAACCACCAGUGCAUCCAGUAAGUUGAUCCAUCCAGAUGAGGAUAUAUCACUCAAAGAAAGAAGGGCACAGUUACCUAAAGAUCAGUGUAAUCUUCCUCAACCAGGAGAGACUCUAAUUGGUAACCCACCAGUUGGACCAAUGUGGGGUAUGAUGCUACCACAGCCAGGCAUCCCACAGCAGCUUGCAAUGAGACCUCCAAUGCCACCUCAUGGUCCAUAUGGUAUGUCAUGUUACCUUCCUGGCGCUAUGCCACCAUAUGGACAGAGACCACCAAUGGUGCCCCCUUACCAAGGUGGCCCUCCUCGACCUCCAAUGGGAAUGAGACCUCCUGUAAUGUCGCAAGGUGGCUGUUACAUAUCUUUCUUCAAGUCUAAUAGGUUUGGAGAUUAA
Acomys russatus (golden spiny mouse) is the source of this 1392-nucleotide messenger RNA. RefSeq names its product BUB3-interacting and GLEBS motif-containing protein ZNF207-like. The transcript has a single exon. NCBI's taxonomy places the organism in Eukaryota, Metazoa, Chordata, Mammalia, Rodentia, Muridae. Gene Ontology annotation, cellular component: nucleus. Bases 4 to 1392 code for a protein of 462 amino acids. The record is from RefSeq and is a predicted model, not a curated record.